AUGAGUUUUAUUGCAUUAAUUGUUCCAAUAACUAUUUACAUAUUUCAAAUUUCAGCUUACUAUAUACAACAGUGUCCGGGCGAUGAACAAUUUAUAAACGAAUGUUUACGUGACAGUGGCAAUAAAUUGGUGCAUUAUCUGAGACAAGGUAUACCCGAAUUAGAAAUUUAUGAGAUUGAACCUGUUGAUAUUGAUGAAAUUGGCAUUGUAUUGGGCAGCGGACCUGAUGGCUAUCGUGCUGUAUUCCGCAACAUACAGGCAUUUGGUGUUAGUAAUAUAACGGUGACAAAUGUGCGCUCCGAUUUGGAAUCUUUACAAUUUCAAUUGACCUGCGAAAUACCACGCAUCAAGGUUAGAGCACAAUAUCGUUCAACUGGCGUUUUAAUUUUGGUUAAAGCUUCUGGUGCCGGUGAAUACUGGGGCGAAUAUGAGGGCGUUAAAGCUAAAAUUUACUUCAAGGCCCUGCCACAUGAGGGACAAGAUGGUCGCACUUACCUUACAGCCGAUCAAGUGAAAAUGGAUUUCAAUGUCAAGGACAUACAAAUGGGUGUCGAUAAUAUUGCCAAUGGCAAUUCCGUAAUACAAGCUGCAUUGAAUCUUUUUAUCAAUUCGAAUGCCCAAGAGUUGUUGAAGGAAAUGAAACCGGCUUUGCGCACAAAACUCACAUUGGUCAUACGUAAUUUUAUGGAUCGUCUGUUUGCGAAAAUCCCCCUAGAAGAGUGGGUUAAUCUUAAUUAGUUUUAAUUAAACAUUUAGCGGGGGAAAACUAUUUAAAUAAAUUACAAUUUAAGCUUAAACUAAACUAGUUGUAGAAUAUACAUAUAUUUCAAAUACAUAUGAAAUUCGCAGAAACUAUAAUUUUCCAAUUUAAGUGAAGUUUUUAUUUCAAUUUUCUAUAGCAAUAAAUUCAUUAUUAUUAAGUAUUUAUGUUAAUUUUUUUAAUAAAUAGCAAUAGAUAUUAUUAGUUUUAUAAAAAUUAAAUAAAAUUAAAUUAUAAACU
Messenger RNA from Calliphora vicina (urban bluebottle blowfly), 1000 nucleotides. RefSeq names its product Juvenile hormone binding protein 2 (gene Jhbp2). The record is from RefSeq and is a predicted model, not a curated record. The transcript is spliced from 5 exons. Lineage: Eukaryota; Metazoa; Arthropoda; Insecta; Diptera; Calliphoridae. Bases 1 to 738 code for a protein of 245 amino acids.